AUGGUCAGCGUCGCGAGAGGUAAAACCACUUGCAUGUUAAAGUUUCCUGAGCCUGACUGGUAUUGGGACACGGUGACAAAGAUCUGCGUCUUCAUCUUUGCUUUUGUGGUCCCUGUGAUGGUCAUCACCAUAUGCUAUGGUCUGAUGAUCCUGCGUCUGAGGAGUGUUCGUCUGCUCUCAGGCUCCAAGGAGAAAGACCGCAACAUGCGCCGCAUUACCCGCAUGGUCCUGGUGGUGGUGGCGGCCUUUAUCAUCUGCUGGACCCCCAUUCACAUAUUCAUCAUUGUGAAGACCAUGAUAGAAAUUGACAGCAGGAAUCCCUUUGUGAUAGCUAGCUGGCAUCUGUGCAUUGCUUUGGGGUAUACCAACAGCAGCCUCAAUCCUGUCCUCUAUGCAUUUCUGGAUGAAAAUUUCAAGCGAUGCUUCAGGGAUUUCUGCCUCCCCUGUCGGACCCGUGUGGAGCAAAACAGUCUGACCAGAGGCCACAACACCACCAGGGAGCCAGUGUCCAUCUGUGCUCCAACAGAAGCAGGAAAGAAGCCGGCAUGACUAGGCAUGGAUCGGGUCCCCCAUUGCUCUCGUUCAAGGAGGAUCCAGCAAGAUCUCCAAUCAGAAGUCACCCAGAUCUCCACAACAGAGUUUUAAGAGUUUCAAAGGAAGAGUUGACACAGUCAAAUCUUGCCUUAUUCUCUCUAAUUUGGCUGUCAAACGAGACGUUCAAAUGAAUAAUUAAAGGUAAUGGAAAACAAGUUUCACUCUGAUCUUAUAUUUCUAUUAAAGUUCUUACUGUCCCCCCUCAAAGUGAUGCCUUACGGAGGCACUGAGAGUAGAAUGAUAUUGAUGGCCUAAAAUGUUUUAUCAAGAUAAUGAAACAGUUCAUAAUUUAGGGAUCGAACGCUGAACUUUCUGAUGACACAAAAAGGGCAAAGAAAUCCCUGAAGGAGUCUGUCUCAAAAAGUGUCAUUCAUAUGGCAUUUAUCUUGGUACUAUAAUCGAGCAGAGAAUGACUGAAGUACAAAAAGCCAAAAGUUUAAAACGAUGGCCUUUUCAAAUCCGACUUUGCCAUUUCAUCAGAGACAUCUGAUGUGGAUUAAAAGACUAACUCUUUCCAUUUGUACAUUUAACAUCAUCUCAUAAUAAGUGAGCCUUACAGAGGAGAAUCACACAACUCUUGCCCACCGACAGCUGGAUGAUGAAUUACAGUAGUUUGUUGCACAAUGGCAGCAACUCUCCACAUGGAGAAGCAGGGAAUUCUUGUUUGGUAUUCCGUGUGAUUCAACCACCCUUUGGGUAUUUUUUUGUAUUUUUCUUUGUUUCAAAAAGAGACACGUGGUCUGUGCUGAAAGACAAUUUUGGACUCAGUGGAUUUGAAAAAGGUCUGUCAUAACAGAUAUAGAAUCAGAAUGGAGCCCACUCUCUGGGGUUUGUUCUUAGAAAAAGACAGAAUAGCAUCAAACCACUUGUGUUUGGAUUUCCAUGGGCUUCUUUUCUGCUUACCUACUUGACUUUCUGUAGUGGUGUCAAGCGCACAGAAAGCCUCUGAGCAGAAUCACUA
This is a messenger RNA of Neolamprologus brichardi, 1555 nucleotides long. The record is from RefSeq and is a predicted model, not a curated record. NCBI's taxonomy places the organism in Eukaryota, Metazoa, Chordata, Actinopteri, Cichliformes, Cichlidae.